Molecule: messenger RNA, 194 nt
Organism: Acanthoscelides obtectus
Lineage: Eukaryota; Metazoa; Arthropoda; Insecta; Coleoptera; Chrysomelidae
Source: the annotation of a GenBank genome assembly
AUUUUCUCUUGGCUAUGGAUGUUGUGAUUGUCCGUAGGUGAACGUGGAGGUACCACCCGGCGGAUCUCGUAGGCGGAGCCAGAAUGUGUGUUCCCUCGCCAGAGUCCGUGUGGCGUUCCCCCUUUCCCCUGUAUCCCCCUAUAGCCCCACGGUACCCAAUGGGUGUUUAGGCCUUAGGCCUUCGUGGUAGUUAG